UUCAACUGUUAAUGUGCUAAUGGCAUUUCCUGAAAAAAGAGAAGAAGAUAUUUUUACGACUUAUUGUUAUAUUUUAUUUUAGGAUUCAAAUGUUUCAGUAAAACAAUAAAGACUUAAAAAAUUUGAGGACAAAGGAAAUAUAUUUUGGAAAUAUGGCUUGCCUUCCAGGACAUAUAGCAUCUAUAUCCCAAGCCUAUGAUCACACCGUGUCGGCCAUUUCUCAGCCCAAAUCAGGUUAUCAAAGCAGCCGUGACCUACAGACGGCGGACCUGAUUCAGACUGGAGGGAUGGACCGACCCCCCUCCCCCGCACGUCUAGCCUACACCUCUGACAAACAUCCCAGACACACCCUGGAGGCCAUCAAUGUCCUGCGCAAACACAGAGAGCUUUGUGAUGUGGUCCUUAUUGUGGGAAGUAAAAAGAUCUUCGCUCAUCGCGUCAUCUUAUCUGCCUGUAGUCCGUACUUCCACGCUAUGUUUACUGGAGAGUUAGCCGAGAGCAGGCAGACAGAGGUGACCAUCAGAGACAUUGAUGAGACAGCGAUGGAGCUUCUGAUAGACUUCUGUUACACCUCUAACAUUACUGUAGAGGAGGGCAAUGUUCAGACCCUACUCCCUGCAGCCUGUCUGUUACAGCUGGCAGAAAUACAGGACGUGUGUUGUGAGUUCCUGAAGAGACAAUUGGAUCCCUCUAACUGCCUGGGCAUCAGGGCUUUUGCUGACACUCAUGCCUGCAGAGAUCUGCUAAGGAUAGCUGAUAAAUUUACCCAGCAUAAUUUCCAGGAGGUGAUGGAGAGUGAAGAGUUUCUGUUACUGCCUGUCAAUCAACUCGUUGACAUCAUCUCUAGUGAUGAACUCAAUGUACGCAGUGAGGAACAGGUCUACAAUGCCGUCGUUAACUGGGUCAAGUUCAACAUUGCCGAGAGAAGAUCACAUCUGCCUGUGGUUGUUCAACAUGUUCGUCUUCCACUGAUGAGCCCCAAAUUUCUGGUGGGGACAGUGGGCUCUGAGCUUCUUAUAAAGAGUGAUGACACGUGUCGAGAUCUGGUGGAUGAGGCCAAGAACUACCUACUGCUGCCCCAGGAGCGGCCCCUAAUGCAGGGCCCCAGGACCCGCCCACGUAAACCAAUCAGAUGUGGAGAAGUCCUGUUUGCAGUUGGAGGAUGGUGUAGUGGUGACGCCAUUUCUAGCGUGGAACGGUUUGAUCCACAAACCAGUGAGUGGCGAAUGGUAGCACCUAUGUCCAAGCGGCGUUGUGGAGUGGGUGUGGCUGUCCUCAAUGACCUUUUGUAUGCUGUUGGGGGUCAUGAUGGUCAAUCUUAUCUUAACAGCAUUGAAAGAUUUGACCCACAGACAAACCAGUGGAGUGGAGAUGUUGCCCCGACCAGCUCAUGUCGGACCAGUGUAGGGGUCGCUGUCUUAGAUAACUACAUGUACGCUGUGGGGGGCCAAGAUGGAGUCUCCUGUCUAAACUUUGUAGAGAGGUAUGACCCACAGCUGAAUAAAUGGACCAAGGUGGCGUCUAUGAGUACCAGGAGGCUGGGGGUUGGGGUUGCUGUCCUGGGGGGUUAUUUGUAUGCUGUAGGGGGAUCUGAUGGGACUUCACCCCUAAACACAGUGGAAAGAUAUGACCCCCGAAGCAAUCGAUGGACGCCGGUUUCGCCCAUGGGAACUCGGCGUAAACACCUAGGAGUGGCAGUGUACAACAACAUGAUCUACGCAGUCGGAGGAAGAGACGACACCACGGAACUCAGCAGUGCGGAACGCUACAACCCCCAGACCAACACCUGGCAAGCUGUGGUCGCCAUGACAUCACGCAGGAGUGGGGUUGGUUUAGCUGUAGUGAAUGGACAACUUAUGGCCAUUGGAGGAUUUGACGGAACAACUUACUUAAAGACAAUUGAAGUGUAUGAUUCUGAUGCAAACUGCUGGAAGUUGUGUGGGGGGAUGAAUUAUCGCAGACUUGGAGGGGGAGUGGGGGUGGUGCGCAUGCCCCAGCAUGAAUCUCAUCUGUGGUAGUCACAAUGCUUACAGACACGAUUGUAGAAAUGGCAUUUCUUACAGAAUUAGCUGCAAUACAAGAAAGGGCUGUUACAGCUUUCUUGUGUCCCUGUAUAAUGAGAAUUGGAAAUGUAUGUGGGGAAGACUGCAGGGGUUGUCCUUCCAUGUUUACCAGGAAUUCUGGUAUAUAUCAUCCAUCUUACAAUUUAUUAUGUGUAUUAUUUGCCAUAUAAUGUCAUUUUUAAAUAUGAUGUUUAAAUGAAAUGCCAGGUAAAAACUUGUGAUAAGAAGAAUUUCCUUUGACUUGUGAUGGAAUUUUUAUAUUUCAAUAUCAAAGCAUGGUUCUUUCUCCCUUGACAAAGCUUCGAGAUAAAAACUUCAACUGGUGAAUUGAAAAUUGAAUUCCCUCAUAGAUUGUGUGAGAUCUUGUUGCUAUAUUUGUACAUAUGGACAAUAUUUAUCUUCUAUUUAACUUAGUGCUUUCACUGUUGCACCCCAAAGGAUGCAUACUUAUGUCAUAUGAUGGCUGCCAGUGGUCCUUUCCACUACCCCUAGAAUCACUGGAUUUCUUUGCCCAAACUUUUCGACAUUUUUUCAACAAGCAAGGAAAUCAGAGUUAAUGUUCUUAUAGCAUGAACAUAAAACAUCUAAUAUCAGUGACAAAAGGUGCUUAAAUAAAUCAUUAAGAAUUAUUAAAUCUAUUGUAUAUGUAUUUGUGUGAAUGUGUGCCUGCAUGAUGUUUUAAGAAUGUGCAAAUGACACCCGAGAUAUAAUAAUGAAAGCAAAGCAAAUGUUGGUUGUUUUAUUUUUUUAUUGGUAUUGACGAUGAUGUCGAUUAUGUUUACACUGCACAAACAUAUGCAACAUUGCAAUUUGUAGCUUUCAUCAUCAUCAGUUAUUUGUAUGUACCAAAUAUGGUUUUUUUUUGUGUGCAGACUUUUUUUUAAAAAUCUUCUGUCUUGUCACAUGGGUGUAAACUCCCAUUUACAGAGCAGAUAGAGAUAUUGAUGAAUAAAAAGACAUCUCAAAAACAA
Molecule: messenger RNA, 3034 nt
Organism: Magallana angulata
Lineage: Eukaryota; Metazoa; Mollusca; Bivalvia; Ostreida; Ostreidae
Product: kelch-like protein 20
Exons: 10
Coding region: 153-2018 (621 amino acids)
Molecular function (GO): protein binding
Source: RefSeq, a predicted model, not a curated record